GUCCCAUUGCGCUUGAUUUGGUGCUGGGUUCUUCUGGUGGCCGACGGGGUCUGCCUCUGCCAGUGACAGUUAUUGAGCAAUUUGAAUCAGUGUGAAUGGCUUUUGUGUGUGUGUGUGUGUGUGUGUGUGUGUGUAGUGUAGUGUUGAUUUCCAAGUGCUACUGCUGCUGCUGCUGCUGCUAGUGCCGUAUACAUUACGCCGUCCUCCACCGUCCCGGCCGCGUGCGCAUCCGAGCGCAUAAGUGUGUAUUGAUUAUUGCUUACAAUUAUUGUUUUAUAUUUUUCUGUUGUUGUUGCUGCUGCUGCUGCUGUUCACCGAUAAUAGAGUGGAAACGUGUUUAUUUUAUAGCCAACGCGGGCAACAAGUGUACAAGUGCGCGAAAGGGCUAGUGGCGAAGAAGCAAAACAACAAAAAAAGAGCAAUAAAAAGGUGCCAUUUGUCAGUGACUCAAUCCUUCGCACAGGACCAGUAAGAAAACAAAAAUCAACCCUCCCCUCUUCAUCAUCAGCGGUGGCGUGCCGAGCGGGCUUGACGAACGAUGGUGGCGUUUAGCGAUCGAUCGUUAAAAUAUUAAAACCGCGCGCACGCUUCACACCACCACCAUUUCGGCUACGGAUAAGCUCUGCGAAAAACACGUGUUACGGGUAUUUGAUGUGAUUCGUACGUACGUCGAGCUUAAGAUUGAUUGAAACCUGUGCGCCCCCCGCUCCCAGGCCCAGUGAACUAAAAAUGACCCAAGCGGAAGAGGUUCUAGAGGUGAAGAAUCUCUACCACAGCAACGUGCCGGAUGAUCAGCAUUCACCGAACCACAGUGACAAAGAGCACCAGCAGCAACCGCCCAGCAACAAUGAGUCAAACAAUCACAAUCCACCACGAUCCAUAUCCGUGGACAGGAUCUUGAAAAAUGGUGACCACAACGACGACACGGCCGAGGAUCACGACAUCAACCGAAGUACCCCGCUCGCGCACAGCAAAGCACCGAGCGAUGAAUGGACAAAACAAACCCAGUGGCAUCCACACGUGUACGCGAACCCACCGAAGCAGCCACCGACACCGCACUCCAUCAUGGACAUUCUGGGGUGGAAGGGAACGGGCGUCGCUGCUGCUGGUACGCCAAAUUCCCAUGUCCCAAUGGGGGAAGACAAUCACACCAAACUGCCGUACCGCAGUCUCUUCGACGCAGCCAGCAAAGAGGAAUGCCGUGAUGACGUUUCGUCCACCUAUUACCGUCCAACUGAUGUCGAGGAGCAGCAGCAGCAUCAGCAGCAGCAGCGAUCGAUAGUCGAGGACGAGGACAACAUUACCGUCGAUCAGGACGAUGACAGCGAUGAGGAGGAGAUCGAAGAGAAGCGGCCCAAUGUGGUCGAACGGACGCGCACCAUGAGUCCCAACGAUGAACCGCUCAAUCUGUGCAUAGUGAAACACACCUCGUCGGCGAAUGUAACGCCUCCUGUGCGUAGAAAAACGCCCAGCUUAGGUCGGAAUUCAUUGGAACGUUUUCACGAGCGAAAAAUUAUGUCCGAAGAAGACUCCACGCAAGAAUCGACACGAUCCUCCUCGGUGCACUACCAUCAGCGACACACGCCGGCCCAUCUUACGCCGGCCCACCACCAGCAACGUCCGCGGAGUGUUGUGCCACCUCCAGCACUGGCCCACUCGAGCGAUGCCGACUCGGACAUCUGCAUGUCGAACGAUGACUCCUCGACGGCCGACGGCCAUUUUAGCGCGGUCAGCGAUGCUGUCGCCUCGGCCACAAUGACCAUGUCGACGCUGUUUUCGCUGCCGAAGCCGGCGGGCGUGCCGACGAACGGUGUGACCGCCGGCGCCGUGCUGACCGAGGAGGAAACGACCACCACUAGCGCCCCUAGUCAUCAUCGGCGCAAGAAGAAGGCGCGCACCACCUUCACCGGGCGCCAGAUCUUCGAGCUGGAGAAACAGUUCGAGGUGAAGAAGUACCUUUCGUCGAACGAGCGGACGGAAAUGGCCAAGCUGUUGAACGUUACGGAAACACAGGUAAAAAUAUGGUUUCAAAACCGACGCACCAAGUGGAAAAAGCAGGACACGGCGGGCAGUGGCGAGCUGCCAGCCUCAUCCGGCGGUCAUGCGAUCCCCUCCUCCCCGUCGCCCCAUUCGCCGAAGGAUGCAACCAAAGGGAUCGGCAGCGGCAGCAACAGCAGCAGCAGCAGUGGCCGGCCACUGUCGAAUGCUGCCGUCGCUUCCAAACUGUCCGCCACGGAGCUCCCGGCACAUGGGCCGGCCUGGGUGAACGAGCUAGAAAGUGGACGACCACCGCCACCACCACCGGCACCGGCCGCUUCGCAGCUGGGCAAAUCACGUGCGUACGCCAAAGCCAGUACCGCUGUAAGAAAAGGCAAACAGCACCCAGAGCGACAUCUAUCGGUGGAGACCAGCGACCGACGAAGCGCGUCGUCGAGCAGUAGCGGCACCGCGAUGUCGAGCAGCCGAAGCAAUAGCGCCGCCGCCGCCACCACAACCGUCGAACAUCCCGGUCAACAAAUGGCACAGUCGGCAUGAUGUCGCAGCAAACAGCCGGCCACGACCAGCCGGCGCAAACGCGGCAGGAAACCGUGUGCACCGCGUGCGCGCAUCCGUUAACUUCCCUCUUUUGGGCGGGCUCCUUCUCCCGCUGCUGCCUGCAUGUAUCCCAGUUUGGCCCGCUCUGCCGCCGAAGUAUGUUAGUUUUCCUUGUGUGCCAUUUGUGUGGGACGGAAACGGUAAUUGGGAUGCUUCUUGGCGUGCGUUUUUUGCCCUCAACCCACACACACACACACCUGCAGCAGACUGCAGGAAAGUAGGAGGAAAUAAUGCACGCACAAAGCGUUGUGUUGGCGCACGCACCAGAGUGUGUGCUUUCUUGAACUUUAUUUUCGUGAACGAAAAAAUGCAUUAGAUGUAGGUUAGAAACAAACGCUACACUCGCUUGUGCAGGCGCGUGCACACACAAAACACACAAACCAGUAGGAAAGAAAAAGGAAUUAAAAACAAUUGAAUUCGGCAAAAAAAUAGAGAAGGCAGAAAAAUGAUACGAAUUUUAUAUUAAGACCAAAGUAGAAAGUGUAUGCAAUUAAGGUAAAACAAAACGAAGAAGAAGAAGAUGAUGAAUUUAGACUGCUUGUCGAUCGGAACUAAUCCAAACAACGUGAAGAGAGAAAUAAAAACAAAACACAUUUAAACCAC
This is a messenger RNA of Anopheles merus, 3198 nucleotides long. RefSeq names its product homeobox protein B-H2 (gene NK7.1). The transcript has 4 exons. Gene Ontology annotation, biological process: regulation of DNA-templated transcription. Gene Ontology annotation, molecular function: DNA-binding transcription factor activity, RNA polymerase II-specific; DNA binding. NCBI's taxonomy places the organism in Eukaryota, Metazoa, Arthropoda, Insecta, Diptera, Culicidae. The coding region runs from base 730 to 2535 and encodes 601 amino acids. The record is from RefSeq and is a predicted model, not a curated record.